Molecule: messenger RNA, 1139 nt
Organism: Drosophila kikkawai
Lineage: Eukaryota; Metazoa; Arthropoda; Insecta; Diptera; Drosophilidae
Source: RefSeq, a predicted model, not a curated record
CUUGGGUUGCCACUUAGACGAGGGCGUUGCCAAAGACUAGGGAACGGCGACAGUUUUCUUUCAAGCCUGGUGAUGACAAGUCGCUGGCUGCUACUGACUUUGCUCCUAUAUUUAGGGGCCCAAGAGGGCUCCUCGGGUGUGAUGGAUAACUUUGGUGAUGGCCUCAAGAUGGCCGGCCAAAUGUUUGGUAUUAACACUGUCUCGGAUGUGGCUAAUCUGGUGGCUAAAGCAUUUUCGGGUAAAUCCCCGGUGCCCGUGGCCAACCUGAUGGGUUUCCUGCAGAAUGGCUAUCAACCGCCGCAAAAUAACGAUGCUGAUGGGGAAUCAGAGAGGGAGGAAGAGAAUGUCGAUCAAUCAGAGCAGCAAUCGGAAACAGAAAAUGCCCAAGAGGAACCGCCGACGGAAAAUAGCACGCGUAGACCACCGCCUCUGCCAAGUUUCGAUUCCGGACAAAUGUUCACAAAUAUGCUAAGGAUGGUGGGUUUUGACACCCGCAAACUGGGAGCUCUGGCCUUGAAUGCCAUCAUCAUGAUUGCCCAGGCGAUUGGCAGCACUCUGAUGCAGGUCACUCGUGGAGGCGGCGGCACCACACUCGAUGCGCCGGAUGACCUGUAUGAGCCCAACGAACAUCGCCCACGGUCUUUGUCCAUGGGUUCGCCCAUCGAUUGGUUUCUCCAGCGAUCUGACCGGCACAGCAAGCGACUUCUUACGGACAUUAUGGAUCGGGAUUUACCGGACCACAUAGUGGACAUGAUUGAGGCAAAGGAACCAAAGGGAGAUGGUCCAAAGGCUGGUUGCCUAAAGCUUCUAAUGUGCAAGAGCCAACCCAUUAUCUGGGGCAUGCAAGACUCACUAAAGAAAAGGCUGGCUGGAGAGGCCGAGGAACCAGAGGAAACCGAUAGUUACUUCAACACAAAAAUCUUCUACAAGUAUCUGCCCAAAAUUGACGAUUUCAGAGAGCAUGGUGCCAGCUGUGAGAAGAAAUACCACGAAGAGUGUCCCAAAAAUGCUACAAGUGGAGGUUUUUUAUAGGUUUAAUAAGCAUUUUAAGUUUUAAUUAUUUAGUUCUUAAUUAAUAUUUCAUUAAGCAAACUAACACUGUAGAUAAUUCUAUAUUGUUUGUGGUUUUUAUAGUAAAA